GCUCGCAAGCCCCGCCCCGCUCGACGUGUUCAGUUCUGCAAAAAAUGUUUGCGAUUCGCUCUGUUAAAAUAAUCGCCCCCUUACUGGGCAGGUACCCGCUGCCCCUGGGGCAACCGCUGACGGGCAGGGGUAAGAGCGCCCUGGCACACGCUGCGGAGAUUCUAGAGCAGGAGCUGGCGGGGAUCAAGCACGCCGGGACGUGGAAAAGCGAGCGGGUUAUAACCUCGAAGCAGGGGGCGCGGAUCAGCGUGGAAGGGACGCGGGCCGAGGUGCUCAAUUUCUGUGCCAAUAACUAUCUGGGGCUUUCGAGUCACCCGGAAGUGAUCUCGGCCGGGGUCGCGGCGCUGCAGAAGUACGGGGCGGGGCUUAGCUCUGUGCGCUUCAUCUGCGGGACACAGGAUUUGCACAAGAGUCUGGAGAGGAAGCUGGCUGAGUUCCACCAGCGGGACGAUGCCAUUCUGUACGCCAGCUGCUUCGACGCCAACGCAGGGAUAUUCGAGGUCCUGCUCUCCUCUGAGGAUGCGGUCCUGUCCGAUGAGCUCAAUCACGCCUCCAUUAUCGACGGGAUCCGACUCUGCAAAGCCCACAAGUACCGGUACCGACACCUGGACAUGAGAGACCUGGAGAGCAAGCUUCAGGAGAGCCAGAAGCAUCGUUUGCGUCUCAUCGUCACAGACGGUGUUUUCUCGAUGGAUGGAGAUGUGGCUCCUCUUCCUCAGAUCUGUGACCUCGCGGAGAGGCACGGAGCUCUGAUCUUCAUCGACGAGUGCCACGCCACGGGCUUCAUGGGAGCCACGGGCAGGGGCACGGACGAGUUGCUGGGAGUAAUGGAUCGGGUUCACAUCAUCAACUCCACACUGGGGAAGGCACUGGGAGGGGCUGCAGGUGGGUACACAGUGGGUCCCGCGCCCCUCAUCUCUCUCCUCAGACAGCGGUCUCGCCCGUACCUCUUCUCGAACACCCUGCCCCCCCCCGUGGUGGGCAGUGCCGCCCGGGCGCUGGAGCUGCUGAUGGGGGAGGGCGGGAUCCAGCGGAGCGUGAUGGAUCGCACACGGAGGUUUCGCAGUAAGAUGGCAGCGGCCGGGUUCUCCGUCUCGGGGGCGGAGCAUCCCAUCUGCCCCGUGAUGUUGGGGGACGCCCGGCUCGCCUCGGCGAUGGCAGACGACCUGCUGCAGAGAGGUAUCUAUGUUAUUGGAUUCAGUUACCCCGUGGUUCCUAAAGGCAAAGCCAGGAUCCGGGUUCAAAUCUCGGCGGCGCACUCCGACGAUGACAUCGACCGCUGCGUUGAGUCCUUCGUGGAGGUCGGGCGCAAGCACGGCGUGGUCUCCUAGCAACCAGCAGCCAU
This is a messenger RNA of Polyodon spathula (Mississippi paddlefish), 1345 nucleotides long. RefSeq names its product glycine C-acetyltransferase (gene gcat). Gene Ontology annotation, molecular function: pyridoxal phosphate binding; glycine C-acetyltransferase activity. NCBI's taxonomy places the organism in Eukaryota, Metazoa, Chordata, Actinopteri, Acipenseriformes, Polyodontidae. The coding region runs from base 45 to 1331 and encodes 428 amino acids. Gene Ontology annotation, biological process: biosynthetic process; L-threonine catabolic process. The transcript has 8 exons. The record is from RefSeq and is a predicted model, not a curated record.